Molecule: messenger RNA, 441 nt
Organism: Meloidogyne enterolobii
Lineage: Eukaryota; Metazoa; Nematoda; Chromadorea; Rhabditida; Meloidogynidae
Source: the annotation of a GenBank genome assembly
GUUUAUCUUAAUGUUUUUAAAACUCAAAACUUUUUUUCACAGAAACUUAUUGACGCAACAACAACAUCAAAACAUUUUCUAUCUUUCACUGUUCAACAAAACAACAACACAAAAACAACAAAAACAAAAAACAUGAGUUGCGGCUCUCCACUAUUAACACCAGAACAACGUUCAAACUUGCUUCAACCUUUAAUUACAGAAAAGGGUUGGAAAAUAACACCUGGCAGAGACGCUAUACAAAAAGAAUUUAAAUUUGAAGAUUUUAAUGAAGCUUUUGGUUUUAUGACUCGUAUAGCUUUAAAGGCUGAUAAGAUGAAUCAUCAUCCAGAAUGGUUUAAUGUUUAUAAUAAGGUUGAUAUAACUCUAAGUAGUCAUGAUGUGCAAGGGAUAUCAGAAAGAGAUGUUAAAUUAGCUACAUUUAUUGAAAAAUGUUUUAAAUAA